Molecule: messenger RNA, 2733 nt
Organism: Styela clava
Lineage: Eukaryota; Metazoa; Chordata; Ascidiacea; Stolidobranchia; Styelidae
Product: aldo-keto reductase family 1 member B7-like
Molecular function (GO): oxidoreductase activity
Source: RefSeq, a predicted model, not a curated record
GGCCGGACGUGUUUUCAGUUCUUUAGUGAUGUAAUCUGUUAUGCUGUUUUAAGUUAUAAAUUGUGAGUUGCCGUUCAAUAAACGAUCAAUCUGGAAUCCUUGAGUCUUCUGAUUCAUCUACAACCACGUUAGAAACAUCUUCAUAAACUGUGACACAGUGUACCUUGUCAACAGUUGGUACGACAAAUAUUGCAGUAAUAGGAACGUGGAAAGACAAGUUGCAGUAUGCAUGUGAAAUUUACUUCAACAACAAAUUUUGAGAUUUAAAUAAGUGAGAGUCGAACUCAAGGUUUCGAUUUUUUGAAAUAAUGGAGAAUCAAAUAUUUGAAUCCCACCAUCCUAAUAUGGACAUGGAUUUCAUAACCUUGAAUACAGGAUAUAAGAUGCCGGCAAUGGCACUUGGAACGUGGAAAGAUGAAGAUCUUAGGAGUUUGAUUCGAACAGCUAUUGGAAUAGGAUAUCGGCACAUAGACUGUGCGUGGUUUUACAGAAACGAAAAUGUGAUCGGAGAUACUCUGCAAGAUGUGUACAAUGAAGGAAAAGUAAAAAGAGAAAAUAUGUAUCUGACUAGCAAGCUCUGGUGCCAAUUCAACCACCCAAAUGAUGUCAGAGAAGGAUUUAUGCAAAGCUUGAACAACUUGCAAACUGAUUAUUUGGAUGCAUUUUUAAUGCAUAUUCCCUGUGCAAUGCCGAAAACAAACGAUUUAACACCAGUCGAUGAAGACGGAAAUUAUCGUCACAAUAACGAAAUUCAUUAUGUUGAUACGUGGAAGGAGAUGGAAAAGUUGCAGAAAGAUGGUUUAGUCAGAAGCAUCGGAGUUUCAAAUUUUAACAAGUACCAGAUUAACCGAAUAUUAAAAGAAUGCUCGAUUAAACCGGCUGUUCACUUGACUGAAUCACAUCCUUACUUGACUGAUAGAAAUAUGGUGAAGUUCUGCAAAGAUAACGGGAUCGCUGUUAUGGCAUUUGGAGUUCUUGGAUCAAAGAGAAGGAAAAAGCCUACAAUACAUGAUCCAAUCCUUCGACAAGAUCGGGUGUUGAAAUCAAUUGCAGAAAAACGAGAGAAAAACAUUGCGCAGAUAGCGAUUCGAUUUCAAAUACAAAGAGGAAUAGGGGCGGUUAUAAACAGCUCACAUGAAUCCCGGUUAAAAAGUAAUUUCCAAGUUUAUGACUUCGAACUAAGUGAUGAAGAAAUGGAAUUGAUCUAUGAUUUGAACAAAGAUUGGAGAGCUUUUGACUUAAAAUGGUUUCUUGAAGGUCAUAAAUAUUGGCCACAUAAACCAAAUUAUUCUGAAGAUGACUCAAGACAAGAUGAAUGAACAUGAGAUUGUAAGGUCGACCAAAGAAAAAGCAACAUUCCAUCAUAUGAAACCGUGCUUUUAUUUUAAAUGAAAUAUUAUUGGUGUUUUGUACUUUGUAUAUUUAAUGAAACAUAUUUGCUUUGCAUUAUAACAAUUCUUAGCGGUGUCUCGAAAAUGUCGUGUUCCACUUGACCCACGUGUCCCUCUCAUCCAACGUUUACCGUGGGACAAGUGGGACACGUUGGACAAGGCAUUUUUGAGUCACCUCAAUUCUUUGUACACUGAGAAAUAAUCUAAGGGUGGAAUGAUGUAAGUCGCGGGUUAGUUUGAAAACUUUCAAAUAUUUAUAUUACUUGAACGAUUUUUUCUUCAAAUUUUUUUUUUUUAAUUUUAGCUACGGACGGAUUAAUUUAGCUACGGACAUAAUAAUAAAAUAUUCAAAUAUUACAUCGCAAUCUCAUAAAAAUAAUUCUUGAAAAUUAAAAUCAAAACCAAAAUGUUUAUCGAACCACUUUCAUGACAUGUCUUUAUUGUCACAUUAAGCCCGCAACUAAUAAGCAAACGUAGAUGAAAUUAUUAGUUCCUUUUGGACUACUCUAUUCAUAGAAAAGGAAUGGUGUGUGGAAAGUAAAUGUGACACUAUAUAUAUAUAUAUAUAGGUAUAGUCACUAAAUUAUACUAAUUAUCAGAACCACUAUGACGCAAUAGUUAAAUUUUUAUUGGUGACGAUAAUUUGAAACCGCGUAAUAUUUGUCACCGUACGCUCUUGACGUAACUUUGACGCUCAUAAGUUAUAACGUGAGAAACUUAUGCUGUGACUGUGACAACUACGACGUUGUCAAUACGUCAGUCAUAAAAUUAAAUACAAAUCAUGAAAGGUAAUUCCAGCAAAAUUCGAAUGAUUCAAAAUCAUUUUGUUUUCAAUAAAAUAAACUUUAUAAUGUGAAACUAAUGCAAUUGUAAAACAAAUCUAUACAAUUACCACGAAUAUAUUUAUUGAGUUCUUGUUUUCACCACUAUUCAUAAAACAUUUGGACAAUUAAGGCACACACUCCAAAUUCAAACUGCAUUUUGAAAUAUGGAGCCAUCUAAGUAUAUCUUGUAACUUACAUCAAGUUAAGCUUGUUUCAUUAAUAUUGAUAAAUCAAUUCAAGCAAUGUAUAAACUUUUUAAUUAUAGAUUUCCAAUGAACGGAUAAUAGAGCAACGAGCAAAUAAAUGAUUGAUUUACAUCAAAUCAGCAUUGAUACGUAAAACAAAAAUGUCACAAAUGAUUUAGGAUACGUUGAUUAACGUUCGGUGAAUUAAAACAAAAUAAAAAGGGAUAAUAUUUUGGAAAUGUGAUUGUGACAUUUAGCGUUUACCUUAUAAGGUAUAUUUUAAUAUGGUAGAAGUUUAUAUAGCGCAGAACGAUUUUGUUGUUUUGAAAAAAA